AUGGGUAAGGCCAAGUCAGUAAGCACUCCCCUGGCUCCUCACUUCAAGUUGACCAAAGACCAAUCUCCUAAAACUAAAGCUGAAAGAACCUACAUGGAUAAUGUACCUUAUGCUAGUGGGGUUGGAAGCCUAAUGUAUUCUAUGGUCUGUACUCGACCUGAUUUGGCUCAAGCAAUGAGCAUAAUUAGCAGGUUUAUUUUUUAUCCUGGAGAACCUCAUUGGGAAGCUCUUAAAUGGAUACUAAGAUAUGUCAAGGGCACUCUUGAUAUUGGUCUGGUCUAUGAUUCAAAACUUAACAACAUAAAGGUGGUAGCUGGUUAUGUUGACUCUGAUUAUGCAAGAUGCUUGGACACUCGAAGAUAUACUACUGGUUAUGUUUUCACAGCUCAAGGUGGAUGCAUUAGUUGGAAAGCCACUCUACAAAAAGUUGUCGCCUUAUCCUCAAUUGAGGCUGAAUAUAUGGUUGCAACAGAGGCCAUUAAGGAAGCCAUCUGGAUUAAAGGAUUGACAAAAGAGCUUGGUUUCAACUCUGAUAACAUCACAGUAUACUUUGACAAUCAAAGUGCCCUUCACUUAAUGAAAAAUCCUAUGUCCCAUGAACGAUCCAAGCACAUUGACAUUAAGCUUCAUUUCAUUCGGGAUGUUAUUGCCAACAAAGAGGGUCAUGUGAUGAAGUUUUGGAACUUGAACAUUGUAAGGAGUGAAUCUCCAUUGUUGUACAUUGCUUCUGCUCAAUAUAUUUUGAAGCUUGCUUUGGCUGUUUCCCCGUGGAGUUGA
This is a messenger RNA of Humulus lupulus (European hop), 777 nucleotides long. RefSeq names its product secreted RxLR effector protein 161-like. The coding region runs from base 1 to 777 and encodes 258 amino acids. NCBI's taxonomy places the organism in Eukaryota, Viridiplantae, Streptophyta, Magnoliopsida, Rosales, Cannabaceae. The record is from RefSeq and is a predicted model, not a curated record. The transcript is spliced from 2 exons.